Octopus bimaculoides (California two-spot octopus) is the source of this 996-nucleotide messenger RNA. RefSeq lists its product as uncharacterized. NCBI's taxonomy places the organism in Eukaryota, Metazoa, Mollusca, Cephalopoda, Octopoda, Octopodidae. The record is from RefSeq and is a predicted model, not a curated record.
AUGUUUGUGGCACUAGAACAGGUAAAUAAGGAACUUGAAAGACUUGAAAGCCUAGGAAUAAUCGAAAAGAUGGGCUACUUAGAUUGGGCAGCACCUAUGUUCUGCGUAGAAAAGAAAAAUAAUAAGUUAGAAGUCUGUGCAGGUUUUUCAACGGGGUUGAAUGAUUGCUUAAUCUCACAUAACUAUCCAUUGCCGAGUCCUGAGGAAGCGUUCGCAAAAUUGAAAGGAGGGAAAUUCUUCUCAAAAUUAGACCUCUCGCAGGCAUAUUUACAAUUCCAAGUGGAGGAAGAAUGCUCACACUCAUUAAUCAUUAAUGCACACCGUGGCUUAUUUAAAUUUAAGCGGUUUCCCUUCGGUGUAAAAGUGGCUUCUUCCAUAUUUCAGCAAGUAAUGGGUACAAUGCUGGGUGACUGUGAUUUUGCUAUCGCCUAUUUAGAUAAUAUCCUAAUAAAAAGCGAAUCACAUGAACAACAUGGAGAACACGUAAAAAGACUAUUCGAAAAGAUAGGAGAAUACGGUUUCAAUUUAAGUGAAGUAAAAUCGUUCGCUGUAGAACAUGUAACUACGGUGCCAUACCAUCUCAGAUCUAAUGGACAAGCAGAACGCUUUGUCGAUACGUUCAAGAGAAUCCUAAGAAAGUCGAAUAAGGAAGUCAUGGAUGAGGUAGAUCUACAAAAAUUCUUUAGAGUAUACCGUGUGACACCAAAACCAAAUAUACCAGCACGUAUGUCACCAGCGGAGCUGAUGUUUGCGAGGAAAAUAAAAUCAGUCUUCAACAAAUUACUACCUGGUCAGAAAAGACAAAUUGCAAUGGAUAAUACAGCAAGAUAUUUCAGAAUUGGUGAAAAUGUAUUUGUUAGGACUUAUAAGAACGGAAAACAGAGUUGGGAAGACGGCGUAAUUACCAAACGCAUAGAAAAAAAUGCUAUACUUGCCAGAAACUUUUCAGCACCAUCUCGUAAUGCAAAAAUACCCAGCGGACUGCGAUAUAAAUAA